Amoebophrya sp. A120 is the source of this 1195-nucleotide messenger RNA. The record is from the annotation of a GenBank genome assembly. NCBI's taxonomy places the organism in Eukaryota, Dinophyceae, Syndiniales, Amoebophryaceae.
AUCCGAUCCAACUACAAGUAUAUUUUUCUAUAUAGGUGCAUCAAGCUGCUCGCCCUGGAGGGCAAGCGAAGAUCUCAAGCAGGGCCGAUUUCUCCACAUUCCUUAUCAGCGACCACCAAUUUAUUUUUGAUUUUCACUCACACUCAAACUUCAUUACAUAUUCGCGAAAACGCCCUUUUUCAAGAAAAACCUCCACUGACGAUGGGUCUCGUUAGCCUCUUCAAGCGCAUGCUUCUCGGGAAGCCGGAAGUACUUAAGUCUAAUUCGAUUUCGCAUAACAAAUUGUCAUAUCACGAUCCUUCUAGACCUAGAGGUGGACUUUUCCAGGUUUCGAUGUUUCGAUAAGACAAGGGUGACACUUCCGACAAUCCAAUUUCGCAAAAAAUUCAGGUUCCGGCAGACCAGAACCCGCAGGCGGUGGACCGGCGUGAGAAAUACUGGACCGAGGAGGCAGUGAAGGAGUAUGAGGCACUCCUUGCGGCGCAUCGGCAGCAGAACGGCGGCGCCAAGAUGGUGGACUACGCAACUCUGAUGGCCGAAAUCAAGAAAGGCAAGAAGUACCCCGUUCUCAAGGCGGCUGGUUUCAACAAAAAACAGCUGAAAAGGAAAACCAGCAAGCUGAACCAGAAAGAAGCCCGGCUGGCCUACAAUGCACUGGUGGCGAAGAAAUCUUCGAGGACUAUGAAAAAAGUCAAGAAGUGAGCUCACCCGCCGGUAAAGACCGGCUAGAUGCAGCUGGCUGGAACGGCCCUUGGAGCAUUCAGCUUUCAAAUACAUUGACGUCAGACGCACCCACUUCCGAUUGACUACGAUUAUGCUCUUGCCCUCUCGUUUUCGUGUGAGAUACUACGCAUACACAAAAUGUUUUCCUGCUGUUUCGUAACACACAGAGUCCGCUAAAGAACAUACAAAUUAUUUGAUGAAAGCUCGACACGCAAUCCCAAUCGGCAGAUCUUGUCUCAGGAUAAAUCCAGCACACAGACGUUGAAUCCAGUGCGCGUUCCGGUGCAAAGUGGUAACUUCAGUAGUUGCUUUGUGUGCCACGCAAAAAAGAAGGACGGAAGUCUCCACGCUGAUCCUCUCAUCCAUAAAAUCCUAAAACCCUACAGCUGCUUUUGGUGUUGAAAAAAUGCUCGCUCGUAUUACGUAACUCGUUCCUUCAAUAAGCUAGCCGUUGUGUGAUUGCCACCUUCUU